Molecule: messenger RNA, 2226 nt
Organism: Melospiza melodia melodia
Lineage: Eukaryota; Metazoa; Chordata; Aves; Passeriformes; Passerellidae
Gene: FAXDC2
Product: fatty acid hydroxylase domain containing 2
Exons: 11
Coding region: 478-1473 (331 amino acids)
Biological process (GO): sterol biosynthetic process
Cellular component (GO): endoplasmic reticulum membrane
Molecular function (GO): iron ion binding; C-4 methylsterol oxidase activity
Source: RefSeq, a predicted model, not a curated record
CCCGAGCCCCCCCGGGCUCCCAGGCCAGGGUGGGAGCGGCUGAGGGUUCGGUUCCAGGGGGAAUUUCCUAAAGCCCAGAGAGCAAACGCUGCUGUCAGCCCUGGCACGCCUUGCUCCUGCGCUAUAGUGCGCAUCAAGCUCAUUAAUGGAGCAAGAUCUGCUUCUCCCUGCAGGGGCUUAGAAGUCAUUUAAGUUCCUACUGCACCUGCCGACUUUUAGCCUGGCUUCUCCUGUUCCAGGAAUGGAAUUUAAGUUACGUUAGCAACAGAAGGUUGUAGCAGUCCAUUGUCAGCUUUUCUAGGAACGGGGUUUCCCUUAAAACCGUGCAGUGCUUGGUGGGACAUCAAACACCACGGCUGGUCCUGUGUCUGUCCUCACAGAGGGGCUGAUAUGCAGCUGUUCAGGUGACCAGUUUAUUCAUCCUUUCUGAAACACUGCAAGAAGAGUACUCCCAAGAGGCUUCCCUCCAUCAUCAAGAUGGAAACCAACCCUGGACAUUCCUCCACAGCUGAGCUGCAGAAGCAGGGAAAGAAGCUCUCAGAUGCCUUGAGGAUCAGUGCCUACGUCUUCAGUGCAGGCCUGCUCAUGUUCACUGCCCUGAUGAAUGCUUCUUCUUGGUUAAUGCAGAAUAUAACAUUAGACAAUUUCUGGCAAACAGCAUGGUUGGAAUUCUACGACUAUAUGGAAGGAGAUGAGUGGACAAUCUUCCUUGUUGGGGCUGCAUUGGUGCCUGCACUUGCUUUCUGGGGCUUCAAUGGAAUCCUUCUGGUGGCUGAUAUAACAGGAAAGCCAACUUUCAUUACUCGCUAUCGCAUUCAGCUGGGCAAGAAUGAUCCUGUGGACAGAAAGAAACUGUGGAAAGCCAUCUACACAGCGCUGGGUAAUCAGUUCUUUGUCUCCUUCCCCAUGCUUGUGCCCAUGUUCUACAUCAUGCAAUGGUGGGAAAACACCUUCAGCAAGGAAUUGCCAACCUUCCAAUGGUUUCUUGUGGAGCUAAGCAUUUUUACUGUAAUAGAGGAAAUUCUCUUCUAUUAUACACACAGGCUUGUUCACCACCCAGUGCUGUACAAGCACAUCCACAAGAAGCACCACGAGUGGACAGCCCCCAUCGGCGUGGUCUCCAUCUAUGCUCACCCUCUAGAGCACAUAGUCUCCAACACUCUGCCUGUCAUGACUGGACCGAUGAUCAUGGGAUCUCACAUUGUUUCAGUCUCAGCAUGGUUCUCCAUUGCUCUUAUAACAACAAGCAUUUCUCACUGUGGCUACCACCUGCCCCUCCUGCCAUCUCCAGAGUUCCACGACUUCCACCACCUCAAGUUCAACCAGUGCUACGGAGUGCUGGGAGUGCUGGAUUUCCUGCAUGGCACAGACAAAAUGUUCAGACAGACCAAAGCCUUCGAGAGACACAAAAUCCUGCUCAGCCUCACACCACUCUCUGAAAGCAUCCCAGACCCACCCAAGAAAGAGGAGUGAACCAGCCCAGCAGCUCUUGGCCAGCCUGGUGAUGAGCAGAGUGAGAGACAAUGAUUUAUGCCAAAUAGUAUUUUAAUCAGGAAACAAAUUCUUGUCCACAUAUAACAGAUGAAGCUGAAGUUAAAUAUGCUGCUUGGAAACGACUGCACUUUUGCUGACAUUGUUUUCUAUAUAAGACACUUAUAAAAAAACCUGCUCUAGAAAUCUAUUUGUAAAAUUUAAUUGUUUAUCUGUUACUUGCACUGUCCCCUGGUUCCAUCUGCCUGUGUAUGAGGCAGGUGUGUUCUGGGCCACAUGGCUCAGGCUUCCCACUGGUCAGCCCAUUGUCCCACAGCCCUACCUGUGGAACCAAAGCCACUUCCUCUGCUCCUCUCCAGUCCCCGACUACACCAGGAGGAACCCAGCCCAGUUACCUGAGAGGGCAAGUCAGCAGAACAGAAAACCCACGCAGCACUGUCUUUUGAACUUUUUAUUUUUAUACAUUUUUUUUGUAUUAAAAAGGAAAAAGCAUAAUUACCACAAAUUACAAAGGACUAAAGCAUUACUAGAAUAAUGAAUCACAUCAGCCUAGAAAGCAGAUACUCUGAAUAAUAUUAAUGUUAUAAUACAAGCUCUCAUUCAAGUAUUUUACAUUUUUCUCUGUUCCUUUUAUACGUGAUGAUGAUCCUAGCACAUGGGUCAAAGAUUAUGUACUAUCGACAGAGAUGGAUCAUGUACAGCAGGCCGUAGUAACAAGAUUUUCCUCCCAGGUGA